AUGAUGCCAUUAAUAUUAGCAUGUAUGCAAGAUAAAUUUAAUAUUGUUCAACAUUUAAUAUUAAGUUAUCAGAUAAAUCUAGUGGCCAAAAGUUCAAAUGGACAUACAGCUUUAUAUUAUGAUUGUCUAUCAAAAUGUUCAAAUAAUAUAGAAAUUAUUCAAUUUUUAAUGAAAAAUGGAUUUACACUUGAAAAGGCACAUGAACCAAAGAAAACUAAUCCUGAUAUUAAUAAGUUACAUCAUGGUGCCACACUUCUUGAUCUUUUUUACGAUCGUACACAAUUAUAUCAUCAUUAUCUUGAUAUUCAAUAUCUUCGCCAUUUAUAA
Rotaria sordida is the source of this 327-nucleotide messenger RNA. Lineage: Eukaryota; Metazoa; Rotifera; Eurotatoria; Philodinida; Philodinidae. The record is from the annotation of a GenBank genome assembly.